AAACAGUGGUGUAAACAAAAAAAAAAAAAAGAAUCUCAAAUGUUGAACAUAAUUAUUUAUAUUGCAGUCAUAUUUAAUUUGCGAUUCUCGGUUUGCAAAGAUCAAAUUGUAGAUGUCAAAAAAACUCUCGUUUGGGGACCUGGACUUAAGCCAGACCACAUUGUAUUGCCGGCUCGAUACUUUUUCAUUCAUGCCGUGGACGAGAGUGGAAAAAAGUUUGUCUCGCCUACGUAUGCCAAGUUCCAAGUACAAAUUAAAGGAAACUCGCCGCAUGGAAAAUGCCGUUCCAAUAUAAAUAUUAUUGAUCGCGGAGAUGGAUCCAGCAUUGUUCGUUACACCAUCGGCGAUUCGUGCGACAAUGUCGAGAUUAAUGUGCAAUUUAACAACUCUCAUGUGGCACAAUCGCCGUACAUCAUCCGUAAUAAGGUGUACUCGGAAAGAUGCUACUGUCCCCAGGAGCUCAAUCUUUGGCUUUUAAACAACGAUUGUGCGGAUUUCUCAAGUGACAAACAGAUAUCUUGGGACUUGCACUCCUUCAAGCGUGUGAACUUCAGUGCAAUUCGAGAUAAUCUGUUGAAACGUUAUAAUGCACCCGAGAGCAUCUCUUUGUGCCAUUAUGUGGUGAAGAAUCAGGAGGUUUGGCGCAAAUGCUAUGGCAAAUACACGGGCUUUAAGAUGUUUAUGGAUGCAACGUUAUCUGCAUUAGCUCGUGUUGUCUACUUGCCGGACAUGGAGUUUUAUUUAAACCUCGGCGACUGGCCACUCUCGAAGAAGGGCGGACAACAGCGAACAUCCGGACCCUAUCCAAUAUUCUCUUGGUGCGGAAGCGACGACACUUACGACAUUACAUUGCCCACAUACGAUAUAACCGAAUCCACAAUUGAGAACAUGGGACGUGUUAUGCUGGACAUGUUGUCAGUGCAAAAAAGCGAGUACUCUUGGGACAGUAAAGAGGAGAAGGCAUUCUUUCGUGGCAGAGAUUCACGGCGGGAGCGAUUGCAAUUGAUUGAUCUUGCUAGAAAGUAUCCGGACUUAAUAAACGCCUCAAUUACAAAUUUCUUCUUCUUUCGAAAUGAAGAGGAUAAAUACGGUCCCAAGGUGCCUCAUAUUUCAUUCAUGGAGUUCUUCAGGUACAAAUAUCAACUAAACAUUGAUGGAGCUGUUGCUGCGUAUCGAUUGCCCUAUUUACUUGCAGGCGGAUCAUUAGUUUUAAAGCAAGAUUCGCAUUAUUACGAGCAUUUCUACAGUAAGCUAGUUCCCUAUAAGCAUUUUGUGCCCAUCAAGCGUGAUCUCAGCGAUGUUAUCGAAAAAAUAACUUGGGCUAAAGAAAAUGAUUCGCGUGUCAAGGAAAUCGUAUCGGCAUCCCGACAAUUCGUGGAAGAGAAUCUUAUGCCACAACAUAUUUAUUGCUAUCAUAUGGUAUUAUUUAAAGAGUGGAGCACCCGUCUUAUAGCGCCAGUAGAUGUCCAUCCAGAUAUGGAAAAACUGAACUUUAGUCACACCUGCUCGUGCAAAGAAAAAAUCCUUAGAGACGAACUUUAAACUGAUGUCAUUAAUCUCUGUCUAUCAAUAUAUCUAUGUUGACGUCACAGCUUAGUAUUUCUGCAACAUAUUGAAUUUAUGCAUAUACAAUUUAGAUACCUAUACAGAUAUUAGCCAAAUGUAACAAAUUUCGAUUGCAGUAUCAUGCUUAAUCGACCAAUGUUGUAUUUUAUGUACUUUUCUACAGAUAAAAAACUUUUUGAUUUUCUAUAUAAAAUAGAGCACAUUGCGGUACAAAUAUUUUUUUGUAAAGAAAAUGUUCAAAUUCAGAUUUGGAAAGGAAUUCAAGGAAUUGUUUUGUCCUAAGUAAUCCCCACUCAAGUCUGUAUAGGUAUUAAUGUAAUUUAGUGGAUACUAGAAAAUCUAUGUAGCUUAGCACAUUCCAAAUCAAUAUUGUCUAUCAUUGUCACCAUCACCAAUUGUAUAUGUAAAUCAAUUUCAGCAUCAAAUAUAUUACAUUAUGAACUGA
Messenger RNA from Drosophila innubila, 2011 nucleotides. RefSeq names its product protein O-glucosyltransferase 2-like. Bases 40 to 1542 code for a protein of 500 amino acids. Gene Ontology annotation, cellular component: endomembrane system. The record is from RefSeq and is a predicted model, not a curated record. Gene Ontology annotation, molecular function: protein binding; glucosyltransferase activity. The transcript is spliced from 3 exons. Lineage: Eukaryota; Metazoa; Arthropoda; Insecta; Diptera; Drosophilidae.